GACACAGUAAAAGCACGAGCGGAGAGAGCGAGAGACAGACGGAGACAAAAAGGCGUUUCCUCCGAAACUGAACACUCCAGUCCUGUCCUGCGGAUUAAACACUUCCAAGAGACCCGAAAACGGUAGAAAAGAAAGCUGAAAGACAGACCGGACAGCGCAAUUCUCCGGUAGAGUAAGAAUCGCCAGUCCCCCAUCUUUUCAUAUUGACGAUCAGGUGGAGGGAGAUAGCAUCUGGACAAUUCUGGGACCCGAGAAGAAGCAGGGAAAAUUGCCUGGUGUCAUCAAGUUCUGAAUCGGCCUUUUCAAGUGAGAGUGGCACUGAAGAAGAAGCAUCAUGUCAGAGUAUAGCUCUUUGCUCACAGAUCUUUCUGGAAACAUUACAAAUGAAGAUCUUGAGCAGCUUAAAUCUGCUUGCAAAGAGGACAUUCCUGAGGACCAAGGGGAGAGCAUCACUUCGUCAGCAGAGUGGUUCAGUUACCUGGAGAAGAACAACAAGCUGUCACAGGAUAACCUGUCAUACAUUGAGCACAUUUUUGAAAUCUCCCGGCGCCCUGACUUGCUCACUCGUGUAGUGGAAUAUAGGACAACUGUGCUAAAAAUAUCAGAAGAUGAUGAAAUCGACACAAAACUGACACGUAUUCCAUCUGCAAAAAAAUAUAAAGAUAUAAUACGCCAGCCAUCAGAAGAAGAAAUCAUUAAACUAGCUCCACCACCAAAGAAGGUGUGAGGACAUCAUUUUGCGUCAGCUGUCUACUCUCCUUGUUCCUUUCUCCUUUUUACAGUGGCAUACACCAUACACGUACAUGCACACAUACACACACACACACACACACACACACACACCCACCCACACACACACACACAUGCAUGUGUCAGACCAAAUCCCUGGACCAUUCAGCCUAACGUAGUUGGACAUGGCUAAUGUAGGAAAUAGGAAAGUCUUUCCUUCAUGUUGCUCAAAUGUGCAUCAAAAAAUAUUUUUAAUAGGUAUUCUUGUCUUAGGUUUCAAAAAACAAGAAACCCCUGCCAUUUGUUCCUAUUGAUCAGUUUCAUUACAACAGGACAAAAACCUGAUAAGUAAGGCAGACUGAAGUGUUGCUUUCUAGUGGUCAGCUGCACCAUGAGUAAAGAAAGUAAACGUCCAGAAGCUGCAGUUUAGGGCAGAUGCCACUAAAUCACAAUGGUGUUAAUUUGGCAGGAGGGUUAAAGCUUAUCUGAAAGAGAACCACUCGGCAUAAAAAUGAUAUCAAAAUCUAAAAAGGUAUAUUUUUAGUAUCAGGUUUUUGUGCAAGUGAAUGCAAAGGUGAAUAGACUUGAGACACUUAGUUAGUCUGUUUAUUCAAAUGAAUAAAAAGCCAUAGAGUUCAUUUGAGGAAUAGAAUUUGAAAUCUGAAGGGGUACAGUUCAAUCGCUAUCUAAGAGUACUUGUCCCUUCAGUUGUCUUCAGAAAUACAUAUGCAGUAUUGCAAGCCUUUAUCUUUGGGGAAGUUUUGUUGGCCAUCGCUGUACCAACUACAAUUAUUCUGGGAACAGAAGGAAGGAAGCUGGGAGUGGUCAUGUGAUAUGGUGGAUGUGUGCGUGUGUUUGCAUGAAUUUGCAAACAAGAAAAUGCAACAUUUUGGAUGCCAGAGUUCAGCUUUUGUUUCCCUCAGUUGCCGUUUUACCACUGUGUACAACAACCCGCUGCGCCCAGCCUAGUUAAUAUCGGAUGCUGGCAGGUUGAUGAAUUACUUAUUCUGUGAUAAUUUCAUCCGUUUGUUAGCUAGCUAAUGUAAUUUUUUUAUGUAACCUUUAACUUUUCAGUGAGAACCCAUGUGCCAAGGAAAACUUUUAUAUUGUGUUGUGGUAAAAAAAAAAAAAAAGAGAGAAAAAAGUCUAUGCAAAAUAUUGAAAACAAAUUGUCUUUUCAACAUUUCUCAGAUGCUACCUUAGUCCUCAUAGACAAUGCUGUCUCACUUUUCACUACCAAUGUGAAGUUAAUCCUGCUGGAUAAAGUGGUGUUAUUAAAAGCAGAAUUGUUUUUAAUGUUAUUAACUAAAACGUAAAACAUUGUUAACAUCUGGAAAAAAGGUGAGAGUAGUGUUGAAAAGAAGUGGAGUUUCUAGAUUCUCAGUUGUGUUUCAGUGUGCAUUUGAAUUGGAUGGUUCACUGAGACAGUUGCUUGCUGUUCUGAAUAUCAGCAGCAAUAGUGGACCCCUGUGAGGCAAGCUGGCAAACACCAUGUGUACCAGUCUCAGGAAGGGCAUGGUGCCUUCCCUGAAUAAGGUCGCUCACCUGACUUCCACACACACCUGCCGAAAAAAGACUUUAUCUCACUCUACGCCUGUAUAUGUAUCCCCUUUUUUGUAUUAACUAAAGCCUGGUAUUUAAAUCGAUUUAAAACAAUGGAUUCUUUCCUUUAUUUUUGUUUGAUAAUUCUAGAAUAAAACUUAUAUUGCAAUUAUAUGAUAAAAUCUAUAUUUUUAUUGUAUAAUUUAUACAUAUUUAUAUCAAUGGGGGGAGGGGGGAGUGACAAAUGGAUGAUUCUCUAAGUUUAUUAUGAAAACCCAAAAUGCAGGGUGGUCAUCAAGUCCCUGUCUAUUUAUGUGGCAACAUUAAUGUUACAGCAGAGAAAUAUAAUACUCAUGUCAUACUAGUGUCUUCUUCCUAUCAUAGUAACCAGCAAAUAUAAGCAAAUCGUAACUUAAAUGGUAGAGAGCAGAUUAGUACUGGGUAGACAGCAGCGUAGCGCUAACAGAGUGGAAGAAGUGAGAGGAUGAGAAAGGAAAGAGAGAGACAGGGAGAGAAAGAAGGGCAGAUGUGAUUUUCAGAAGAGACAAGAAUGGGUUGUGUUCUGGUUAUAGCCUAAAGCCUGACCCUUAGCCUAGAUCAGUGUGUUCAUAAGGCAUUAUAGAAUGGCACUAUACAGUAAUAUUCUAGCCAUGCGUCUAAAACCCAUUUAGUUUUGUGGUGCAGUCGGUGAUUGUGAUGAAUUGUCUUUGGUUUUAGGACCACAAACAGAAUGGCAUUCAUUUCUUGAUAGAAGGCUUCUUGUAAUGUGAACUCAAACUGUCCAGUUACUCACGGCAGACUGGAUGUUCGGCUUGUUUCUUUUUUACUCUCUGUACGUUUUCCAGCAGCUAAUCAGUGCUUGCUUUAUAUAUAUUUUUUUCCCGUAUAGAUGCAAAAUGAGACCUUUGUGGGUAAAGUUUAUUUCAUUGAACCAGUCAAAGCAGUGUUAUACCCAUCAAACGCUUCAAUGUUUAUUCUUGCCUUAAUGGCUGUCUUUCUUUUGGGAAGUAUCUUUUUAGUCAUCACACAGAAGAGGAAAUUGUCAUUUUAUUUUUUCCUUUCUGUAACGUACUUGUGUGGCAUUACUGUAGGUAACUAAUAAUACAUGGGACGGGAUCAACAAAUGUACCGUGCAUGCAUACUUUCUUACUACUAGAAUAGAAAGCUCAAAGAUAUGCGUACAUGAUCUCAGAUGUAAUAAAUUUACAGUUAAUAUCGCUGCCUGUUCAUCCUGCUACAGUUAGGGUGCCAUUUGAGCUGAAUUUAGAGCUGCUUAGUGUUCACUAAACUUGUCAGGACAGUACCUUGUGUCAGAAGCAGAGCACUUAAUGCCCCAUCAGAUGGAGCAACACGUAGCAGUGAAACUAACAACAGUAGAAACUAGGAUUUCAGUUUUCUUGUUAUUGUGGUGUGGUGUGUAUAUAAGAGCUCAGAGCAUUUUCCUGGAGUCAAAUCAAGCUUAGCGCAGCGUCCUGAUCUGAAAGGCAUUUUCUGACCAUACUGGAAUGAAAUGCCAGCCUGCUCGAAAAAUAUAUUUGAAAAAGGAAGGAGCUGGGGCUGUCGUUUGCUGUCCCAACUUUGAUUAAUUGAACUUAGGCCGUGGGUUUUAUUUCUGAGGCUGCACAGCCUUCGUAAACGACGUGCCUUUAAGAUUUUUUUAUGAUUUCUGGAAGAUAACAAUUUCAUUUAAGCAACGUGCCAUAAGGAGUAUACUCAAAAGAACUAUUUUUUUUUAAGAACACAACCACUUCACACAUAUUACUUACAGCUAAACAGACAGAUAUACAGAAAUGUAUUAAGUAAACUGCAAAUGCACAAUACAUAUACACCAAUACUCCUGCAAAGAGUUCAUAUUGUACACCAGUGCAUGUGUGUGUAUAUAUGUAUAUUUGUGUUGGUGCACACACCCUCCAGUCUAAGACUAUGGGAAGUGGGCUCCAUAUUUGCACAUUAUUUGUACCUUCACACCCAUCUGUCUUUUUUUUUUUGGAGACUGUUGGGUAUGUAUAAUGUCUAUCUGAAGAAGAGUCUUUAUAUUUAUAGCUGCACACUUUCAUUGUUGGCAGGAGGGAGCCAUGCCUGCCCUAUUCCUUUAUUUCCUGUGUAGGAUAUAAGCAGGUGAGCUGAUGAAGGAGGCACUUGAUAACACCAGCAGCGCAAUGUUUUGCUCUCUAUGACCUACUGACAAGCCUCGUUUUCUUUUUUCCACACUUUCGAAGGUGUUG
Molecule: messenger RNA, 4496 nt
Organism: Polypterus senegalus (gray bichir)
Lineage: Eukaryota; Metazoa; Chordata; Cladistia; Polypteriformes; Polypteridae
Product: astrocytic phosphoprotein PEA-15
Exons: 5
Coding region: 335-727 (130 amino acids)
Biological process (GO): MAPK cascade; regulation of apoptotic process
Molecular function (GO): protein binding
Source: RefSeq, a predicted model, not a curated record